Messenger RNA from Lachancea dasiensis, 4902 nucleotides. The record is from the annotation of a GenBank genome assembly. Lineage: Eukaryota; Fungi; Ascomycota; Saccharomycetes; Saccharomycetales; Saccharomycetaceae.
AUGGCACUGACUGAGAUUCAGGAAUUGCAGCUCUUGGAAAAAGCAGACCUAAGGUUCGUACUGGCUCCGGAUGAAAAUGCAUUGGAACAGAAUCUGGAUGUCUUCUUCCCGGCGGUGCUUCUUAAGCUCGGCUCUGAACAUGCAACGGUUCGGCAGCUGGUGUUUCAAAUAAUAAAAAAUGUCAUGGGGCGCAUCACCUCAUUGAAGAGCGUAAAGCUACCUGUUGCGAAGCUCGUAGCUCAAUCGAAAACGGGUACCAUGGAAUCGCCGGCCAUAAGCCAGUAUAGUCUGUUAUUUGCCGCUCGAGGCGUUGAACGCAUGUCUGUACCGGAAAUUAGCGCACUCGUUCCCGAGAUGAUUGUUGGUUUUUCGAUGCUACCGGAAGCCCUUAAGCCGCGAAUGUUCAGCAUCUUCUGCAAACUCCUACUGCGUUGGGACUCCCCACAAAAAGACUCUCAAGCGGAGGAGGCGGUACGUAAGGUCUUAGACGUAGGAUCUAUCGACGACAAGAAGUCUCUUCUCGAGAAGUUUACCACGUUCUUUUUCUUAAAUCCCGUGAAAGUAGAUGCGCAGACAAAGUCUAUUCCCCGCGGUUACAGCUGUCCUGGAAUAACCGUUUCAGAAGUCGAAUUCUUUACCUACAACGCGGGCCUCAGUUUUGGUAAAGAACAUCUGCUUGCUUAUAAGGAAGCUAUUUUUCGGUUUGUGGUGAGCGGCUUUAUGUCGGAUAAUCAAUAUCUACUGAAGUUCCUUAUUGUAGUCUCGACGGACUCGUCUGAUCUCUCUAAUCAUGCCACUGCUUUAUUGAAAAGACUAAACAUACCUUAUGGGAACGAAGAAUUCAUUGACCAGAUGAUGGAUUUAUACACGGGCGAUGCUGCUACAUCUAGACCACCUGUUAAGUCGGAUCUGCAGGAGAAAAUUAUCUCCAUUCUGUCUCAUAGUACUUGCGCAACAAGAAAUCCCCACAAGGUAUCAGUAAUAUCAUCCAUUGGUCUGAACUCAAAAAAAUUCAAGCUUCGAUCCGCAGCGCUAACAUUUGUUCAACACGUCGCAGAUCGAAAUCGUUUGGCGCUUUCCACCCCAAGUUUGCCAAGUGACUAUUCAGCCAAUAUUGCGUCUUUGAUACGCAAUAACCUGCAUACCGAAGGAUGGCCCCAAUUUCGCCUCGAUUCGUCAGUUGCUAACUUUUCUUUGAGCUUAGAGCAAAGGCGAAAGCAAUAUGAGACCUUGGGUAUAAUCCUAGCGCAAGGCCCUUCAUAUGAUAAUGAUUUUUCCUUCAUAGAAUUUCUUAUCGAUUCCUUAAGAGGUGAUUUGAGUACAUUUAGGACCACUAUUCACUUAGCUUUGAAUUCGCUGAGUCCCUUGUUGAAAACACUUCCUAUCCAAUCCAAACAAAAGUUGAAGCUAAUUGCACGAAAGACUCUUUCGGAUAAUUAUGAUUUAUACCAUGGCAAUACUGACGAUAAAGAUGCCCUAAUGCACUGUAGGGCUGUAAUGAUCAGAUUUAUAAAUUCGACGUUCGAAUAUGGCGAGGCUGAUUCAAGAACUUUGAAUAUAUUAGGAACAUUGCGCAAUAACCGCAGUGAUGUACGAGAGGAAUCGAUCAAAGGUUUACACCCUUACUGGUUUAAAGUGCAGUACCUGCGGAAUUUGACUACUUCCCAAAGCUUUGAGCAAACAGUUGAUAAUGGGGCCAAGGAAAUUCUUGGUCCACCUACAGCUCAAUUGAUAGAUUCAUUCAAUGAAGGAUUUAAGCGAUCCAUCUCUGACGCAACAAGCUCCUUUUACCAGACCACUGACCAAGCCAUUAAGUAUAUCCUCAAAAACCUAAUAAGCGAGGCGGUGGCUAAGGAUGAUACAACUAUUCUCGAUGAGAAUUGGUCUCUGAAAACCGAGAAUGCCCUGAGGAUGGACGGAGCAGUUCGACAAAAGGUUAAGAACAUACUUAUCGCGGUUGACAGCGACAUUCUGUUUGAGUUCAUUUCGAUCAUCGUAUCGGAGUUGGCAAAAGGCAGAUAUAUGAUAGACGAAGGGCCAUCCAAUGAGGAUGAUACGCUCUUCUGUUCGAAUGUUGUAUAUUUUGUGGAAUUUGCUCCUCAUUCAAUCCUGAAAAAGCUCCGCUUCUUACUUCCAGAGUUAUAUAACUCUUUCACAAAUAAUGGGCUGGCCACAAUAGGGGUAGUUGACCAUAUAUGCAAACUAUAUGGUCUUAUAUUUGCAGCUAGUGGCACCCACGAUGAUUUGACAAUAUUGGUAGAAAAAUUGGAGCCUAGCUUAAAUCCCCCAGAACUCAUGCGAAUUAUGCUAGCCGCUAGUUUUUCUGUCCCCCUGUGUGCCUUGCAUGGUAAAAUUACCAACGAAGAGCAAAUACUUAAUUACACCAAGCUGGUGCAACACUUCCUAGAUGUUAAAGAGCUGAGCUCAGUAGGAUUAAAAUGUCUGAAACCGUUGUUAAAGUAUGGAUUGUUGCAUCAACUUACACCUAAUACAAGAACGGAGACCUUGCGACAGCUAAGUGAUUCGGUGAAAAAAAUGAAUUUGAAAAACCAGCAAAGUAUGAAAGCAUGGACUUACCUAUCCCUUUAUUGCGAUGAUUUUAGUUCUUUGAUAGUAUACCUCGAUGUCUUAAAAAGCUUUCACUCUUUAAAGGACCUAGAUACAAAUUUGCAAAUUGGCGAAGCGAUAGCAGUCCUUGCAGGUAGAUGGAACUGUAAACUACUAGUUUUUGAGGACUAUUUGGAUGAACAUCAAGUUUCUUCCAUGAAAUCGCGCUUUAGUGACAAAUUUUCGGAAGCGAUUUUAGAGACGCUGCUAGCUGAAUGUCAGGUAACGAAGCCCUCAAUGCGCAAGGCAGCUUGUAUAUGGCUCUUGUGCUUCAUCCAGUUACUUGUCAACACAAAGACCGCCCAGGACCAUGCUGAAGAAAUUCAUCGUUGUUUUGCAGUUUUCCUGGCCGAUAACGACGAUCUGGUACAGGAUUCAGCAAGUCGCGGCCUUGGCCUGAUUUAUGAAAUCAGUAGUAAAGAGAUGAAAGAUAACAUGCUAAAAGGAUUGCUUAAAGCUUUUGCGGAUCCCAAAGCCGAACAAGGCAUGUCAACUUUGGCAAUAACUGCAGACUCUCAACUUUUCGAACCCGGAUCAAUGAACACUGGCGAUGGGUCACUGUCCACCUACAAAGACAUUUUGAGCUUAGCUAGUGAAGCAGGUGAUCCUUCCAUGGUUUAUAAAUUCAUGCCAUUGGCUAGAAAUUCAGCGUUAUGGUCAUCGAGGAAAGGAAUGGCUUUUGGUCUUACGUCAAUAUUUUCACAAGCCGGCCUGGACAAUAUUUCAGAAAAUAAUGCAUUAAGCACAAAAAAGCUAAUCCCGUUACUCUUUAGGUAUCGGUUCGACCCUUAUCGCAACGUUGCAGAUGCAAUGAAUGGCAUUUGGCAUACUUUGGUAAAAAAUCCGGGACAGAUAAUUACUCAAUACCGUAUUCCCAUACUGGAUAGCGUUCUUCAAGGUAUGACUGUCAAAGACUGGAGAGUGCGAGAAGCGAGUACUGUUGCUUUGAUGGAUCUUCUGGAGAAUACACAGGAAGGUGACUAUUCUGACAGAUUAGAAACAAUUUGGACUUUAGCUUUUCGAGUGAUGGAUGAUAUAAAAGAAAGCACUCGAGCUGCGGGUCUCAAAUUAACAAAUAAGCUCUCGAGGACUCUAAUUUCUUCUGCGAGCAAAAAUGGUGGCCAGAGUAAGUCUUUGCAGAACAUGUUAGAGAAACUUAUUCCGUUUUUCUUGGGCCCAAAGGGUCUUAACAGUGAUGCUGAGGAGGUUAGAAGCUUUGCGCUUGGCACCUUGACAAAACUUGUCAAGGAAUCCAGUGGCGCGCUGCAGAAAUUUGCGCCAUCCCUCAUCUAUGAAUUCUUGCUUUUAUUGUCACCACUAGAGCCACAAGAAAUUAACUAUCUGACAAUGAAUGCCGACAAAUAUAAUAUCGAUCCCUCGGCAAUUGAUACUCAGAGAGUACUUGGAAUUCAAAAUGCGCCCAUGAUGAAGACCAUAGAAAAAUUGUUAGAAACUUGUUUAAAUGAGCAGCUUCCAGAUGUGAUAGAGGGAGUUUUACUAGCCUCUAAAAAAUCGAUUGGUCUUCCUUCAAAAAUAGGUUCUUCCAAGGCAAUUUCCUCACUGGUAAUGCUUUACCCUAACCACCUUUAUCCUUUUAGUACCAAACUUCUGAAAGCAUGCCUUGCGGGCUUGUAUGACAGGAAUUCUGCAAUUGCCACAUCGUAUGCCGCAUCAUUUGGGCGUGUUUGUAAGGUCUGCAAAGUAGAGCGGGUAGCGAAAUAUGGGAAAAAGCUCGUUGCAAAGUUCUUCGAGUCUAACAAUAGUACAGAGCAAGAGAUUGUUGGUGAGGCAUUCAACUAUAUGUACCAGUAUUCCGUGGAAAUGUUUCACGGUGUUGGCGUCGAGCUACUCCCGCUUACUUUUAUUGCGCAACAUAACGAUUGCGAGGAGGUUUCAAAGAUAUUCACAAAAUUAUGGAACGAAGCAAACAAUUCUACAUCGGGCGGUGUUAAUCUUUAUAUGGUGGAGAUUAUUGAAUUGGCCGGCCUACAUCUUACUUCACAGAAUUUUAACACGAAGUUAAUGUGUGCCAAAAGCAUCUGUGAAAUUUGUAAGUUUGCUACUCCCGAGAGAUCUAAGCAUAUCGCGAGUGAACUUUUUGCGGCAGUUCUCGAAGCAUCCAAGGGCCGUCCUUGGGAGGGCAAGGAUGUUGUCAUUGAAACACUGAUUACAUUGGCCAUUAAAUUUAAGCCUACUUUUUCGGGCAUGCUAGAGCAACGAAACCAACUUAACGAUAGGCUUGCCACCGAGCUCUCGAGGAACAACCGAGAAUAUGUUCAAAAAGUAUUGUUGUAG